AGCGCGCGGCCGGGGUGAUGGCGGCGCCGCCCGCCCUGCAGAUCCGCGAGGCCAACGCGCACCUGGCGGCCGUGCACCGGCGGGCGGCCGAGCUCGAGGGGCGCCUGGACGAGGCCGAGCGCACGCUGCGCGCCCAGGCCGAGCGCCUGGCCCGCCACGACCAGCAGCUGCGCGCCAAGGACCGGGAGAUCGCCGCCCUCCAGGAGCAGCUGCUGACCUCGGAGGCCGCCGUGCACAGCCUGCAGGCCGCCGUGCGCCAGCGGGACGAGCUCAUCGGGCAGCUGCAGCCCCGCGCCCAGCUGCUGCAGGACAUGUGUCGCUGCCGGCCACCCUUGGCCGGGCUGCUGGCCGCACUGGUGGAGGCCGAGCGCCUGGGGCCCCUGCCGGCCGCUGACCCUGGGGGCCCUGGGCCGCCCCUGGCCAACAGCAGCAGCCGAGGGGAGGAGGGGGACAGCGAGCAGCUACAGCCUGAGGCCCUGGGGACCACGGUGUGAGCUCCGGGCACGGAUGUCAGAACUUGGAGGCUGCGCUGGGGCUGUCUGGACAUGGUGACCAGCACUUCUCAAACGGGGCGCUCAGA
This is a messenger RNA of Ochotona princeps (American pika), 580 nucleotides long. Its product is annotated as vimentin type intermediate filament associated coiled-coil protein. The transcript is spliced from 2 exons. Bases 18 to 494 code for a protein of 158 amino acids. The record is from RefSeq and is a predicted model, not a curated record. Lineage: Eukaryota; Metazoa; Chordata; Mammalia; Lagomorpha; Ochotonidae.